Meloidogyne enterolobii is the source of this 300-nucleotide messenger RNA. The record is from the annotation of a GenBank genome assembly. Lineage: Eukaryota; Metazoa; Nematoda; Chromadorea; Rhabditida; Meloidogynidae.
AUGAUUGAACUUUUUUAUAAUGUUUUAACAAUAGAGAAUUUGGAGUUAAAAGCAGUAAAAAUUCUUUGCCAGUCAAUGUCAAGGCUUUUGUCUAAAGAAACAUUGGUCUUACGAUGUGAUCUUCAAUUUGAUUGGCGUCCACUAUAUGAUACAUAUGUCAGGGUGUUUUUCAAAAAUUUUGAUGAGGAUGCAGUCUCUGACAACUUAAAAAAAAUUCUCGAGACAACAAUUGUUGAGUGCACAAGAUUUUUUGCUGAUUCAGCUACUAAGGAAAUUCUUGCUGAGGUUGUUGCUUUUUAA